Phycodurus eques (leafy seadragon) is the source of this 1684-nucleotide messenger RNA. RefSeq names its product zinc finger protein OZF-like. The transcript is spliced from 3 exons. NCBI's taxonomy places the organism in Eukaryota, Metazoa, Chordata, Actinopteri, Syngnathiformes, Syngnathidae. The record is from RefSeq and is a predicted model, not a curated record. The coding region runs from base 48 to 1562 and encodes 504 amino acids. Gene Ontology annotation, cellular component: nucleus.
GGAAGUUACGUGGGUAAGGUGAAAUUUCUCGUACAUACAACGUGAAAAUGCCCCAAAAGAAACGUUGUCGAGCGAGGCAGGACAACGAACGACAACGGGAAACGGUUUCCUCCACUCAAAUUGUGCAAGACAUCCAGGAGCCGAUCAGUCGCCGAGAAGAACCCAUGCCCCCUCAUGUAAAGAAUGAAGCAGAGGAUCCACUGCCCCCCCACGUUAAGGAGGAAGCGGAGGAAGGCGGUGUCAAUAGGUUGGCACUGACUGUCGAUGACGUGAAGAACGAAGAUGACGAAGACGACCCGGCCGAGUGGUCACACCUUCAUCGUCAUCACUUUCCAAGUGGAGACCACUGUGGCGGGCCACCACCGGACAACCUCUUAACUCCGCUGUCCGAUAGUGACGAUACAGAUGAACCUUUGAGGAGCAGUGCCGACUGUGGAGGUGACGAUGACAUCCAGCAGCAUGGAAGGGGCUUCAGUUUAGAGCAGGAGGAUCCGCAGCCCCUCCACAUGAAAGAAGAAGAGGAGGAGUUUGACGUCAGCAACUUUCCACUGACUAUCGUCGUCGUGAAGAGUGAAGACGACGCAGUUGAACCACCUGAGUGGUCGCAGCUUCAUCACCGCAGACCAAGUGGAGACCAUUGUGGAAGGCAACCACCAGACAACAUCUUAGCUCCACUGUCAGACAGCGAAGACAUGGAGGAACCCUUUCGGAGCGAUGCAGACUAUGAAUGUGACGUCAAACAGUCAAAAUGCUUCGAAAACAAGACAACGCCUCGCAACAAGGACAUUUCACACACAAGUAGAAAUCGUGUGACCUGCUCAAUUUGUGGUAAAGGUUUUGCUAAACAAUAUUUAAUUAGACAUCUGAGAACACACACAGGAGAAAAACCCUAUAGUUGCUCAAUUUGUGGUAAAACCUUCUCUCAAAAGCCGCAUCUGGACUCGCAUAUGAGAACACACACAGGAGAAAAACCAUUUCCUUGCUCAGUAUGUGGUACAACAUUCUCUCGUAAGGAACAUGUGGACUCACACAUGACAAUACACGGGAGAGAAAAACCCUUUACUUGCUCCACUUGUGGUAAAACCUUCUCUCAAAAGCCCUAUCUGCUAUCACACAUGAAAACACACACAGGAGAAAAAUCUUUCAGUUGCUCAUUGUGCGGUAAAACAUUCACUCAUAAGUCACACGUGGUAUCACACAUGAAAACACACACUGGAGAAAAACCAUUUCAGUGCACAUUGUGUGGUAAAAGAUUCGCUCACAAGUCACAUGAGGUGAAACACAUGAGAACACACACUGGAGAAAAACCCUUUUGUUGCUCAGUUUGUGGGAAGACAUUCUCUCGAAAGGAUUAUAUGAGCUCACACAUGAGAGUGCACACAGGAGAAAAACCUUACGGUUGCUCAUUGUGCGAUAAAACAUUCUCUCUUAAGUCACAUUUAGUAACACACAUGAGAAUACACACAGGAGAAAAACCUUAUAGUUGUUUAAUUUGUGGUGAAAGCUACGCUCAUAAGAACAGUUUGACUGUACACAUGCGGACACACAACAAGGGGCGAUAAAUGUUUUAGUAGUCGUCCCACACAACACUGCAGCAUCCGAAGCGUAUCACUCAUUUUUUUAAUUGAAUUUUUCUCAAUGUGACGUUGUUGUAUUCUGUGUACGUUUGAUUCUUUGCUAUAAA